GAGCACCAUCCUUCACGUUACCUACUUCUGCUUUCACACUCUCUGUUCGAUUCGUUUGUUUCUUCAAGGAAAUGAGUUGGUCAUCGAGUGAUAAUUUUUUUGUGAAUGCAAAGUUAGAGGUCUUCUCAGUAAAACUCUUUUCCAAACAAUUAGAAUUGACAAGGACCAAAGGUGUCAUCUACGAUGGGCCCAAGGGUGAUGAUUUUAAGAGGUUCUUGCGUUCUAAGAACUUUCGAGUAAAUCGUCAAGGAAAGGUUAUUGUAAGCAUCCAAAAGCUCGACGAUGAUGGUGAAUACCUCGAAUAUCAGUAUGAUAACUUCGUUCUAGAAAUGGUGGUCCCGUUGGGCACCUUUGGUUUUCCAAACGUACCAUUGCCAAAGCAACUAGUGGAGAAUGAAUUGCAAAGCCACUUGGACAAUACCAAGGCUGAGUUGGCGAAGAAGAAUGAUGAGCUUAAUGAUUUGAAGCGGAAGAUUCACAAUUGGAAUCCUGAACAAUUCCGAUUGAUUAUGACUGCGAUCACAAACUCAAUGAAGAGAGUGUUCGUUGACUUUGGUCUUGAACCACCAGCAAAUGGAGAUCCAGAGGCUGUGCUGCGGUUUCUUGAGUUGUUACAUGAUCUGAUCCUUCACCAAGAAUUCGGUGCCACUUUCUUAGUUGCCGCGAAUGAGAUACUAGGCUCGAUGGCAAGCAUAUUUGAGAAACGCAGUGGCUUAAGCAUUGGCAUGGCAACAACGAAUAGUACUCCGAAUACUCCAUCCCGUCUCAUUAAGAAUCUGAGUACCUUAAGAGGCUUUCUGGUGGAUUCCCACUUCUUUAUUGAUGGCAAUGUUAUAGUGAGGGAUUUCCAUCUAAUGAAUGAGGAAGACCUCUUGGUUAUCUUUCGAGAUUCUGCAGCAAAUGUGGCCUGGCUUAAGCAAAAGGAGAUAGGUGUGAAAUCAAUCGAUAACAUCAACAGAAAAUCCAUCUUCUACGGGUAUUUCAACAUUCCAACGGUGGGUAUGUUCAAGGGUAUUUUAACAAGAGUUCAUGUCACCCUACCGGAUGAAAUUAUGGUGAAACUUCAAGUAGGCAAACAUACCCUUAAUGAUAAAAGGUUUUGGUUUGUCUAUGCCAAUGGGGCAGGUAUAUUUGAAAAGGAUCUUUUGAGUCCUAUUGAAAAUGAAAAUUUCACCCCUUCUCGGGUCUUAGGUGACCGGACCAACUUCUUUGAGUUUCUCCGUAGGAUGAACCGAACCUUUGUCAACGAGAAGGGAAUAUAUCUCAAGUUUGACUUUAUUGCUGCGAAGUUUUUAGAAAGGAGUUUUCUUGAUAGUACAGUACGCUAUUAUAAUAAGGAUGGUGGAAUGUCUGGUAUUUUUAAGUUGGUGCAAUUUGAUGUGAAUGAACCUACAGCAGAUUUCAUACGGCGAGAAGCUUAUAUACCUCUGUCAGUCUUCUCAAGUUAUGUGGAGAAAUAUCCACCCUCUUGGAUUGUGAAUGAAGCUCUGGGUAAAGACUGUGCUUUCACAUUCAAUGGCUUCUGUUUUAUAGGAAAAAUAACAAAAACGUUUGCUACUUUCCGUGAGAAUGCUUUGGUCAGUGUAUUCUUCGAACAAAGCCAACAUGGGGAGAACUGUUAUGUUGAUGCUCUAGCAACAACUUUCUUCGUUUUUAAAACAGAGAAAGGAACAUCAUGGAGUAGCAUUGAAGGAUCAACAUCUCCAAAAUUUGUUUAAUAGGUUUAAUAGGGCCUAUAGUUUAUUUUAGUUUAUUUUUUAUUUUGAGGCUAGCUUGAAUUGACUGGUUGCUCGCACUAUUCUAUCAGUUUGAUCGUGGCAUUGUGAUUUACUGGGUUUCCCAUAUCUAGUUAUUAUUAAUUGUUGUUAUUGUU
Macadamia integrifolia is the source of this 1873-nucleotide messenger RNA. RefSeq lists its product as uncharacterized. NCBI's taxonomy places the organism in Eukaryota, Viridiplantae, Streptophyta, Magnoliopsida, Proteales, Proteaceae. The coding region runs from base 72 to 1718 and encodes 548 amino acids. The transcript is spliced from 2 exons. The record is from RefSeq and is a predicted model, not a curated record.